AUGUUGAGCACUGGAGAAGCCUGUGAAGAACAUCUGACCGUUACGCUACUUUGCAUAAAUGUAUCAUACGUGCCUGAGAGAUUCGUCAUAGGCUUCGCCAUCGGAUUCUGUGGAAGCUGUUGCCACGGUUUCGGGAGAGCGUGUCGCUGGUCGGUGACAAGGGCAGGCGGGUGGGGGAGAAAGGUGAAGGACGCAUUGCCGGACGUUCAGUCGCGGGUGUCGGCUGUUGGAUGCUGCUGGAGGGCAUACUGCGGCGCCGCAACGUCCGGGCUGCUGCUGCACGAAGCAAGCAACGCCGUCGUCAGGCGGGGAGGUCGGCGCACGGUGGCGAUUCUACCAGCAAAGUCACGAAAGGAGCACGCCAUUCGGGGGAAAUGUUCGCGGCUACCUGGCAACACUGACGCAGUUAUAACAAGUAUUAUAAGAAGACACAGUAGCAAAUUGCCGGAAAUAACAACACCAAUCGUUUAUUAUUUUUUUACGAAAAAGAAGAGUGAUCCACAUAUAUUGUGUAUUUGUGUCACCAAAGAAACAAGAAAUAUAAUAUGAACAUUUUUGGAGGGAAAAUAAUUUAUAUGGGAGUGCUGGAAAUACUUGGAACAUGGCUCUCUCAGUACGGUGAAUCAGGCACUGCGCUGCGGAUGAAAUGUGGUAUUUCGCAAGUGGCAACGAUGUUCUUCGUGGUGUGGUGUUUUGUAUUAAGUUGUAUUUAUUGUGUGCUGUGUCUGAUUGAGUUUGCGAGGCAACAGGAGGAACGUCUAUCAAGUGCUGGUGUAGUUUGUACAAUUUCAAUAACAGCAAGAAGCAUUUUCGUAGAACAUGUAGAAAGUUUAAAAUGUCGGUGGCUGUUUUCUAGCUCUGCGAAAUAAACGCCAAAAUAAAUUUUGAGCGGAUUGGCUAGAAAUUAUGAGUGCAAUGGCAGCUAAGGAGGUUCAUUCCCUGUCGUCUAAUGGUGUGACAAAGAGCAACGGUACCAUGGAGCUGAGUCGGUGCGAGGCAAGUGUUUACUAGAACGUAAU
This is a messenger RNA of Gryllus bimaculatus (two-spotted cricket), 1019 nucleotides long. NCBI's taxonomy places the organism in Eukaryota, Metazoa, Arthropoda, Insecta, Orthoptera, Gryllidae. The record is from the annotation of a GenBank genome assembly.